GCGCGGGCGGGCGGCGCGGCGUCCUUAUCAAUGGGCUGGGCGGCUUAGCGCGCUGCCACCUCUUCCGAGGAGAAGCAGUCCCGGGGCUCGCCGCGGCUUAGGUGGCCCUGCCAUGGCUCCUCCGGCCGCGGCUGCCGGCCGGGGCGCGGGACCCUGCGGAGGACGCUGAGCCCCCGGGCCGGGGGUGCGCACAGGUGCGCGGCCGUCGAGGCGCCCACGGGGAGAGCGCGGGGCACCAUGCGUCCCCGCCCGCUGCUGUUGCCGUUGCUGCUGCUGCUCGCCUGCGCUGAGCACACCGUGGGCGCCCUCCCCCGACUGUGUGAUGUGCUCCAGGUGCUUCGGGAGGAACGGGACCAGUGCCUGCAGGAACUCUCCAAAGAGAAGCAGGGAGACCCGGGUGUGGAGCAGCCGGCCCCAGGUUGCGAGGGGCUGUGGGACAACAUGAGCUGCUGGCCCUCCUCUGCCCUGGGACAGACUGUGGAAGUGGGGUGCCCACAAUUCCUCCGGAUGCUCACAGGCAGAAACGGCUCCGUGUUUCGAAACUGCACAGAGGACGGCUGGUCAGAAGCCUUCCCUAGGCCUGACCUGGCCUGCGGGGUUAAUGUGAACGACUCAUCCAACGAGAAGCGGCACGAGUACCUGCUGAAGCUGAAGGUCAUGUACACCGUGGGCUAUAGCUCCUCCCUGGUGAUGCUCCUGGUUGCCCUCAGCGUCCUCUGUGCUUUCCGGAGGCUCCACUGCACCCGCAACUACAUCCACAUGCACCUGUUUGUGUCCUUCAUCCUGCGUGCCCUGUCCAACUUCAUCAAGGACGCGGUCCUCUUCUCUUCGGACGAUGUCGCUCACUGUGAUGCCCACAGGGUGGGCUGUAAGCUGGUCAUGGCUUUCUUCCAGUACUGCAUCAUGGCCAACUAUGCCUGGCUGCUGGUGGAAGGCCUCUACCUUCACACGCUCCUCGUCAUCUCCUUCUUCUCAGAAAAGAAGUGCCUCCAGGGAUUUGUUGCCCUCGGAUGGGGUUCCCCAGCUGUUUUUGUUGCUUCGUGGGCCAUCAGCAGGCACUUUCUGGAAGAUGUUGGGUGCUGGGACAUCAACGCCAACGCGUCCAUCUGGUGGGUCAUUCGAGGGCCUGUGAUCCUCUCCAUCCUGAUUAAUUUCAUCCUUUUUAUAAACAUCCUAAGAAUCCUGAUGAGAAAACUGAGAACCCAAGAGACAAGAGGAAAUGAAGCGAACCAUUAUAAGCGCCUGGCCAAGUCUACCCUCCUGCUGAUCCCCCUCUUCGGAGUCCACUACAUCAUCUUCGCCUUCUCCCCAGAAGAUGCCAUGGAGGUCCAGCUGUUCUUUGAAUUGGCCCUUGGCUCGUUCCAGGGUUUCCGUGUCCACCUGCUCUUGUACUGUGUGGGAAGGCUGGGCUCACAAUGGCCCAUUCGGCAGGGCCUGGUGGUGGCCGUCCUGUACUGCUUCCUCAAUGGGGAGGUGCAGCUGGAGGUUCAGAAGAAGUGGCGGCAGUGGCACGUCCGUGAGUUUCUACUGCGCCCCGUGGCCCUCAACUCCACCUUCAGCAAUGGCACCAGCGGCCUCACCCACAGCACCAAGGCCAGCACCUCAGAGCAGAGCGGGGGCACCUGCAGGGCCAGUGUCAUCUGAGAGGCUGCAGCAGGGCCACGCACGGGACAGAGACCAAGAUGGGUCACGAGAAGGCUAGACAUUGCUGCAGGACAGUCCGUAUCGGUCUUCUCAGCAGACAUCAUAGGCUUUUCUCCUGUGACCAAGAACUCCCCUCCUCUGGGCCUCGGGUUGGGGAGGGGGCUGUAGCGAGAAUUCCUCAGAACUGAUCAAAGCACAGGCACCGUGGGGCAGGACGAGGGCCUGGGAUUUGGGUCUGUUGUGUUAUGCGCAGGGCAGUCCAAGGGUUCCAGAAGGCAGGGAAAUAAACGGUAGCUGGGAUGGGUCUGGUA
Herpailurus yagouaroundi (jaguarundi) is the source of this 1955-nucleotide messenger RNA. It is a transcript of the gene SCTR, whose product is annotated as secretin receptor. The transcript has 14 exons. Gene Ontology annotation, biological process: adenylate cyclase-modulating G protein-coupled receptor signaling pathway; cell surface receptor signaling pathway. Gene Ontology annotation, molecular function: secretin receptor activity; G protein-coupled peptide receptor activity; peptide hormone binding. The coding region runs from base 238 to 1644 and encodes 468 amino acids. The record is from RefSeq and is a predicted model, not a curated record. Lineage: Eukaryota; Metazoa; Chordata; Mammalia; Carnivora; Felidae. Gene Ontology annotation, cellular component: plasma membrane.